Messenger RNA from Australozyma saopauloensis, 150 nucleotides. RefSeq lists its product as uncharacterized. NCBI's taxonomy places the organism in Eukaryota, Fungi, Ascomycota, Pichiomycetes, Serinales, Metschnikowiaceae. The coding region runs from base 1 to 150 and encodes 49 amino acids. The record is from RefSeq and is a predicted model, not a curated record. The transcript has a single exon.
AUGUACGGCGGACCCGGUGCUCAACCUACCAAGGAACAAAGAAGAUUGCAGGAGCAGCAAGCUAUGGACACUUUAAAGGUUGCUGGCUUCAUGGCCGGUGCCUUGUGGUUGACCCCAAUCGUGUACCAUUACAUCAAGAGACAGUUCUAA